Molecule: messenger RNA, 1095 nt
Organism: Erythranthe guttata (spotted monkey flower)
Lineage: Eukaryota; Viridiplantae; Streptophyta; Magnoliopsida; Lamiales; Phrymaceae
Product: putative glutathione S-transferase parC
Biological process (GO): glutathione metabolic process
Cellular component (GO): cytoplasm
Molecular function (GO): glutathione transferase activity
Source: RefSeq, a predicted model, not a curated record
UUCUAUGGAUUGUACAAAAAACAAGAAAACCUCUCUAGCUAUAUAAAAACAUGCACACAUUUAUCACAAUCCAUCACAAAACCAAAUACAAAGUGAAGUGAAGUUAUUACAUUAUAAUACAACAUAUAUAAGAUAUAUGGCGAAAGACGAGCUUGUUUUGUUGGAUUUUUGCUGGAGCCCGUUUUCGGUGAGGGUGAAAGUUGCACUGGCGGAGAAAGGGUUGAGUUAUGAGGUUAAGGAGGAAGACCUUAUGGGAGGGAAGAGCGAUUUGCUAUUGCAAUCGAAUCCGAUUUACGAGAAGGUUCCGGUGCUUUUGCACAACGGCAAACCUAUCGUUGAAUCCACUAACAUAGUUUAUUACAUUGACGAAACAUGGGAUUCUCCUCAGUUGCUGCCUACUUCUUCUUACGGACGGUCGAGGGCUCGUUUCUGGGCCGACUUCAUUGAUAAAAAGGUGUUUGACGCUGGCUGCAUAAUAUGGAAGAGCAAAGGCGAGGAACUAGAAGUAGCCAAGAAAGAAUUCAUCGACAUUCUCAAGAAGUUGGAGGGUGCAAUGGGGGACCAUGACUAUUUCGGUGGCGAUAAAUUCGGGUUCGUCGACAUCGUACUCAUCGGUUUAUCUUCAUGGUUUUUCGCGUACGAGAAGUACGGAGGAUUCGAGAUUGAAAUCGAGUGUCCUAAAAUUGGAGCUUGGAUCAAGAAAUGCAAGGAAAAGGAAAGUGUGGCCAAAGCUCUGCCUAAUCCUCAAAAAGUGUAUGAGUUUGUGGGCAUGCUAAGAAAGAUGCAUGGAAUUGAAUGAAGGAAUCAUUAUAUUUAAUUUGCAUGAUUUUUAUAUUGUCAUUUUCUUGGGUUUUUAUUUUGUGUUUUUGGGGGUUUUUUUAAUGGCUCAAUAAAGGUGAAUUAGUGAGUGGAAAUAAUGUUCUUCUCAAUGCUUUGUUAUGUUGCAAAGUAUAUAUGAGAUGAGCUUUGUUUGUGUGGAUGUACUUAAAUGGGCUUAUUUGUUUGCUUAAGUGUUUGAUUAUUAGUGAUUAAUUUGAAUGUAAUUUUAAAGUCAGUUUUUCUUUUUCAUAAAAGUGAAAAUGAACGACUUCUUGA